This is a messenger RNA of Penicillium chermesinum, 942 nucleotides long. Its product is annotated as class I SAM-dependent methyltransferase. The record is from RefSeq and is a predicted model, not a curated record. Gene Ontology annotation, molecular function: S-adenosylmethionine-dependent methyltransferase activity. The transcript has a single exon. The coding region runs from base 1 to 942 and encodes 313 amino acids. Lineage: Eukaryota; Fungi; Ascomycota; Eurotiomycetes; Eurotiales; Aspergillaceae.
AUGGCCCAAGCCACAGCGCCUCCAUCCACAAGCGAAAAGACAUUUACCUCCUACACUAAAGAACAAGGCGAAGCCUACGCCAAAGGGCGGCCGGACUACAGCCCUAAAUUCUACCAAAGCAUUAUCGAUGACCAUGCGGCCACCGGCGGCCAGUUCGACCGCAUCGUUGAUCUGGGCUGCGGCCCUGGCAACGUAGCCCGGGCCCUAAGCCCGCAUUUUGCGCACGCCUUCGGGCUCGACCCGUCCGAAGGCAUGAUCGCAGUUGCUCGCUCCAAGGGCGGUCUCACUGCGACCUCCGAGCCGAUCCGCUAUGAGAUCUCUACCGCUGAGGACCUGGGGCGGAGCCUCUCGCCUCCAAUCCAAGCAGGAAGCAUCGAUCUGAUCACCGCCGGCAACGCCGCUCACUGGUUCAAGAUGCAGGAGUUUUGGCACCAGGCGGCUCGCGUCUUGAAGCCACAUGGCAGUGUGGUGCUGUGGACGAGCAAUCCGGCGAAAAUGCAUCCGUCGGUGCCGAAUGCAGCUGCGAUUGACCAGGCGCUGAAUGAUCUUGGAGAGGGUGCUCUCAAGCCCUAUAUGGCGGAAGGGAACGUCUUGACGCGGGAUGGGUAUAGUUCUCUUCCGCUUCCGUGGACAAUUGAUCCUCCUCAGCCGGACUUCGAUGAGAAGGACUUCGUUCGGAAGGAUUGGACUCUGCCCGAAGAUGACCCGAAUCAUACCCAGGUUGACCUGGACAAGCUUGAGCAGAUCAUGGACACUAUGAGUCCGGUGACGCGAUGGCGCGAAGCCCACCCUGAGUUGCGAGGUACUGAUCAGGAUGUGGUGAAGAUCCAUCGUAACAAGAUUGCGCGUCUGCUGCAUGAAGCUGGCGUGGAACCGGGAAAGGAAGUGCUUACUUCGAUUCCCAAUCUGGCAGUAUUGAUCGUGAAGAAGCGAGGCAAUUAA